This is a messenger RNA of Echinostoma caproni, 3669 nucleotides long. Lineage: Eukaryota; Metazoa; Platyhelminthes; Trematoda; Plagiorchiida; Echinostomatidae. The record is from the annotation of a GenBank genome assembly.
AUGGAUUAUUCUAAACUAAGAAACUAUCGACACGCUGACCCUUUGAAAGUGCGGCAGGUUUGGGACACACUUGGUGCGGUGAAAGGUCAACGCGUUGUCGUCCCUAGCGAUAAACUUGUCAAAUCCCUUCGUAAAAAGCUGGAUCUGAAGGAUGAUCAAAUCCGACUUCUUUUGGACGAAAUAGAAGGCGAUGGGCUUGUUGAAAAAAUUGACCCUUCGUUUGGAAAAAGUGGACCUGUGAGCUAUCGCCUGCCCGACUUUACAAAACCAUGUCCUCGUGGAAAACAUGAUUGGUAUUGUUUUCAGUGUCAUAAACCAGGUGAAGUACUCAAAUGCACCGAUUGCUUCCGAGUUUAUCACUUAGACUGUGCACAAGAGGCGUCAAAACUAUCUAGUCCAUCGGGAAAAUCUUUGAGAUCACCCAUGUUGUAUGAUGGAUAUGCAGAUGACUUUAGUUGCCCGGUUUGUGAAUCCCGACCCAAAUGUGAGUUCUCACGAAAACAAAUCCGCAAAUUGCUUGAAUUCGCCACUCACCACUUGCGGAAGCAGUCAUUGUGGAAGACAUUUUUGCAAAUUGGUUAUCGAAAUGAAAUCAAUAAAAAUGAAUUCCUUGCCUAUAAGUAUACUGAUUUGGACCUGCUGCAACGGAAAAUCAAAGACGGUCGGUAUGCCGCUCUUGAAGAAUUCUCGAUGGAUGUUCAGCUUCUCGUGCAUGAUGUGUGCAUUCUUCAUGGUCUAUACAGUGAACAAGCUGAUGAAGUUCGUGUGUUACUUAGAUCCGUCAACACUGAACUCAAGGAAAUCCAAUUGUGCACUGAUUGCUAUAUCAACGCUAAAACGCGGCUGUCAGAUUGGAUUAGUAAACCUUGCAAACCCCCUCAUGAACUUAUUUGGGCGUGCAACCGUACUCCUACUGGCGCGGGUCUCUUCAGUGAUGCCGUUAUUUCUCAAUACUACUGGCCUGCUAAAGUGCUCCUCGAACGGGACGAUGCAUAUGAAAUUCGCUUCUUCGGUGGCACACAUGAACGUGCCCUGGUGAAAAAAUCCAACACCCGUCCGUUCCAUAUUCCGGCAGACGAAAUUGGCGUUUUGCGUCGCGGAAGUGGCUCCACUGGUGCUCUGCCUGGGGGUGGAUUUGAGAGAGCUUGGAACGAGGUCAGCAAACUGCAAGCUAAUAUCGACAGUGGUUAUUAUACUCAUUCUUCUGGUGAGAGUGAUCUUCCUCCUUCCGACGACGAAUACUCAGAUGAAAUUUAUCUUGGUCCUCGUCGAGGAAAACUCAGUUUAUACCAACGGACCAAUCGUGCACACAGUCCACACUCAUCGUCCACUUCUACCAACCGAAAAGAGAUUAAACGAAGACGCCGCAAUUCAUCCAGUAGCCGUCAAACCACCACGAGCGCUAGUCCAACAGGUGGUGAACCCUCUCCCCUCCUCGGAACCUCCCCAACUCGAGGUAGUCAAGAUCGCACUUCACACAAAAGUUUCAAAUCUCACACGCGAACUACCGAAUCCAGUUAUUCAACCCUUACUUAUGGUGAUAAAAAGCGUCCAACCACACGUAUCACCAUGCCCGCGGUACAGCCAGGCACUCCUGGAGCGGCUGCUAUAUCCGCAUUGGCGGAGACAAAGGCUGCAAUGGCAGCCGCUGUGGGAAAUCGCUCGUCAAGUGCGCUCACAUCAGAUCUGUUUAGUCUUACUUCCAAACAUGAUCCUGACAAUUUUCGAGGUCGUAUUAACGCAAAUAAAAAAGCAACUCCAACAAAAGCUUUGCGAGGUCGUCGCGGACGAGGUCGUCCGCCCAGAACUAGCAGUGGAGUACGACGCGGAGUUCGUGCUCGGUCGUCUAGUUCUUCUGCCUCCGCCCCAAACUCCAUCCAUAGUCCUGUCUCCUCAUCCGAUUCCUUAUCAGAUAUAGAAGAUGAAUUGGGAGAUAACCAUGCGUCUACAAACAGUGACGACUCUGGAAAAGUGUGGAAUCCUCGGUGUGCACUUGCGAAAACGUCCCAUGACGAUGAUCGUCGAGUGUUAGUCAGUAGCCUAGAUACCUCGGCCAGCUCAGACGGCGAAGAGACAUCGGAGCUUUGGUCCGAACUCUCCGGUCAAAAAUCUAAGCGUGAUGGAAGUCCGGUUCGUGGUCGAGGACGGCCCAGUAAAGCAGUGAAUCAUACUUCACCUGGAAUAUUGGAACCGGGUAAUAAGAAGCGAAAUACACCAAUGAAACCUGUUCGAACAGAUUCUUUCUCUACGAAAGGAAAGAAACCGCGCAAGAGUUCCGCGCAAUUAAAUGCUCUUGAUCGUCGAGACGAAGAUGAUGAACUAACCGACCGUUGCUGUUCACCUGCCGGAAUGGAUAGUCCUGAACAUUCGAAUCGAGUUCAACGUGGUCAUCGGCGACAUAGCCCGCAUGCUGGAGCAAGAAGCCCUUUGGGUACCGAAACGCGUUCGUUCAAUCAACACUCCCCAACGCGAAGAGCACCUGGUUUAGCAGCCGUGGUCAAGCCCUCACCAUCCAAACGCAGCGAAACUCUAUCUGCCUUACAGCGAUCCUCGCAAUCAAGCAAUUGCGAUUCCUAUUCCUCUCCCUCUAGUUCAGACAUUGAUGGAGACAAUGGCCUUACCUCCAAACGUAAAUCCGGUGGCAGAGGCCUUGACGAGGACCAAAAAUUUCGUAGUCCAAAUCGUGCUAAUUCGGGCGGACGGGAUACGAAAAAUUCGGGCGGAGCCGGUAGCACCAUGCUACGGCGACCACCAUUCGCACCUCCAUUGGGCAAUGCAAACAAUGCUGGAAGCGGGCAGCUAGCUCCGGAUCGGGCUGCUUUGUCUGCUGCAGCUAAUCUACUAUAUUCACAUGCAGCACAAAACUUUUCAAAUAGCCCCGAUCAUACCGGUGUAGGAAACGCUUCCACUGCAGCGGUACUCGCUGCCGCGGUCAGUCUGGCUGGAUCUAAUCAUCCUCUAGCCGGUGCUCUCAGUUCCGCGGCCUCCGGACUGCUAUCUGCAAAUUCAGCGUCGAAUACCUCAGGUCAUAAUAAUCUGCCAGGUCAUACCGCUGCUGUUUCGGCAUUACCCCGGUCCCAUCUACCACCAAACAAACGAGCUGCCGCGGCGGCCACUGCUGCUGCUCUUAGCGGAACAGGCACCGGAUCAAUAAUGGAACCGGGGCAUGUACUGAGUCAACAGUCGUCUCCUCGCGGUGGUUCCUCAAGUGGUUUAGACGCUCAUCCUCAGCUGAGUCCACGCAAACUGGCACACAAAGGUGUUCAGGUAACUCCUGUGUGUAUGGAAACCAAUCCGCCCUGUACAGAAUGUAAGCAGCGUGAAUCCGACCGCCUUGCUGAAGUUGCGGAACAUAAACGGGCGUUACGGGAACUUGAAGAGCGAUUGACCGCACAGUUUAAGGAGGAGAAGACUGUGGCGAUUGAGCAGGCUCAUGCCAAUAUGCACGAGGCAAUCGAACGGGAGCAGAAACUAGCUCAUGAAGCUCUUGAAGCUGCAGAGGCUCGAUUUGCCGAAGUGCUUGUGCAAACCAAGCGACGACAGUGGUGUCGUAAUUGUCUGUCCGAAGCAAUUUAUCACUGCUGUUGGAACACGUCAUACUGUAGUAUUCAGUGUCAACAAGAGCAUUGGCAAAAGGAGCACAAACGUCAAUGCCGCCGGAAGCGAUGA